Molecule: messenger RNA, 1634 nt
Organism: Mustela erminea (ermine)
Lineage: Eukaryota; Metazoa; Chordata; Mammalia; Carnivora; Mustelidae
Gene: TMEM273
Product: transmembrane protein 273
Exons: 6
Coding region: 98-373 (91 amino acids)
Source: RefSeq, a predicted model, not a curated record
UUGUCUGUCACGUGGAGCUUGGCUCCUGUCCCUUGCAGCCUUGGGUCAUACAGCGCUCGGUGCCUGUUCAGAGAGGAGCCAGGAGCAUAGAGCCGGCAUGGGCUUGGGGGCCAGCAUGCUGAGAGCCCUCUUCCUCCUCCUGGAUGUUGGAGGAGCUCCAGUGUUAGCAACGGGCAAGUCUGCUGGGGCCGAAAUUGACAUCAAGUAUGCCCUCAUUGGGACGGCUGUGGGCGUCGCCAUAUUGGCUGUCUUCCUGGUCCUGAAGAUCUGCAUGAUCAAGAAGCAUUUGUUUGAUAUCGACUUCUCAGACUUGAGAAGCACAAACCCAGGCUUCAACGACACCGCCACACUAAAGAAGAGAGUCCUAAGGUAAGGUCACUAUUGUGGUCAAACCUCAAUUUCUCUGAAAGAGAUGAACGAGUGAUUGAGCUCUAAAUGAGUGGCCUCCUCAGGAAAGGUUGGGCAGUCUGGACAGUUUCAAUCUCAGGGAUGUCAAGAAUUUGAGCUUCCUAAGCUGGUGAUUGACCUUCAUGUGGACGUCAAUGCCCAGGCCAAGUAACAGAUGGAAUAGAGUCUACAGUGUUUCUGUCCUGAAGGAAAAUAUCAAUUCUCUUCCAUGAGAAGUGGACUCAACAGAGGGAAGCAUGAGCACUUUACCCAGCAAUAAGAAAGGAUGGAAGCCAAUAAUCCACACUGUCUAUCCUGGUCCUCCUUGGUGGAGUUGUUCAUGAUUCUGUGAUAACAUUGUGUCCAUAUCAAUGGAACCUACCCAGAGCAAAUGGCUCAUGGAAAUGGAGACCAAAGUCAAGACACAGCCUGCUUAAUAGCACCAUUUAUCAAUAGGUAAGCAUCAUUUUUCUAGAACUGAUGGCCUCACCUUUUCAGUUGCCAUAAGAAUCCCCCAUGUGAAUAUUCAGGAUCCUUGAGACAUGAAGACUAUGGGGUAGUCUCUGGUCUGAGGAAUGAAAGACUGAUCUUCCACAGGAAAGAAUGGAGGACUGGGCCAGAGUGAGAGGAAGGGGUCUGAAUGGCCACGGAAUGGCCUACAGCUUUGCAGCUCUACACAAGAUGAAGCCAACAAAGGAUUAAAUGAAAAAGCCAAUGGUGUGCCUUGUAGGGACCCACACAGAUGUAAGGGAUUAUUGUUAUGUUUAGAGCAUUAUUUUGUGGUUAUUAGUACAAAUCUGAAUGGCUUUUGCCUAGAGGACAUGGCCGACAGAGGCUUAGGAAACGCCCAUCUUUUUAUUAUUGCCAUCAACUAAAGGCUGUGUGGCACGGGCCUCGUUAACAUUUCUCUCCCCCAAACUCUUAACCCUGUAUUUCUGGGGCUGCAUUCUUGAAUACUCUUUGCCUUUCCAGUUCAGCAGAAAUCCAGGUGGUUGCGUGGGCUGGUUCUCCUCGGAUUGGGUUCUUCUCCUUGUGUGUGAUGAAAGAUGAGCAAUAUUUCAAAACACAGUGCUGUGUUAUAAUAAUUUGCCUGGAUUCCCAGGGCAUCUUUUAUCUGACUUGAUAACAACGUAGUUCAUUAGCAGCCUUUGUUAGCUGAUAACCUAAAGCGGUAACCCGAUACUCAUAAGCAAUUUUCUGUGUGUAAGAUAGAAUAAACCAUCUUGUAAGGUAUCUGUUAAUUGAUU